AUGGGAAACCACACCGCAGAGACGCACAGUCGAAAACGCCGUCCUCAGUCUAGAGCGGGCCAAGACGCACCGCCCGCCUGGCUCGCUAUGGAUGCCCACGGGCUCAACGUCCGCUACGUGGACUACUCCUUCAGCUCUGCGUACCUCGCCUUGAGCGACGCAUCGUCGCCGUCAUCGCGCUCGCACGACCACAACGCAGACUCGCCCUCCCAGUAUGAUUCCUCGAUGCCCGCGUCGCCCACGGCGGGCGGCUUCCACGCCUCGCUCCAGAGCCCGGCCUCGACAGGCAGCCUGCCGAGCCCCAGCUACCGCCAGCUCAGCCCUUCCUCGGCGGCCGCGGCCGGGACGCGCCGCCACCCAAGCUCGGGCUUGGAUGCCGACGGCGACGCCUCCUCGCCGCGCGCGUCUCGGCAAGGCCGAAAACCCAGAUGCUCAUCAGCGCAAUCCGGCCGCGACUACCCCGUCUGCUGCCUGUACCCCGGCUGCAACGUCAAGCCGUUCAAGCGGCGGGCCGACCUGGACCGCCACUACAAGCACCGGCACGCGGCGGACUCGCAAAAGGCCUCGUUCAGCUGCGACUACCCGCGGUGCUCGCGCCGCCGGGAGCCCUUCCACCGGCUGGACCACUUCCGCGACCACCUGCGCGAGUACCACAAGGAGGACAUUGAGAAGCGCGGCGGGCGCGUCAACGAGGAGUGGCUGGAGGGCCGGCGCGUCUCGUCCUCGUGGUGGAGGUGCUCCAAGUGCCUGAAGCGCAUCUACGUCGAGCAAAGCGGCUACGACUGCCCGCACUGCAAGUCGACGUGCCAGGCGAAGCGGAAGGAGGCGCGCCGCCGAAGCUGA
Messenger RNA from Ustilaginoidea virens, 843 nucleotides. RefSeq lists its product as uncharacterized. Lineage: Eukaryota; Fungi; Ascomycota; Sordariomycetes; Hypocreales; Clavicipitaceae. The record is from RefSeq and is a predicted model, not a curated record. The coding region runs from base 1 to 843 and encodes 280 amino acids. The transcript is spliced from 2 exons.